GUGGAAAAUAUGCGGCAUUGAGCACGUCCAGAGGCAGACAGCGCAACACCCUUUUGCUUGUGCCCCUGCGCGAUCUUUAACUUGAAUACCUGUCGCCGUCCUAUAUUUGCUUGGUACACAACAUUUUUAAUUCCGUGCACCCUUUGUAUCGCUGCUAGCUCGCUCUAUUGUCUCAACCCCUUGUCGUCACUGUUUUGGAGAGGGAGGGCACUGUUUUGUCCACAUGGCAACCAUGGCAAUGGACUCGACCCACGAAGUCCUCGCACUCACCAAGCCAAGAAAGCGGCCUCGAUCGCGCGGCUCGACUACUUCCAUUCACAGCGCCACAACACAGGCCAACGUGGAACCCAGCUUUGCCGAGUCCGCCGAUGUGUAUCCUUCACAAUGGUUGCCCAACAACUCCAGCCAACCCCGAGAGCUUCCCAGUGGAUCCGCCCAGAUGACGCCGGAGGACCUGCUGCUCGCGUCGCAGCUGCAGGCAAGCCGCGAUUUCGGACCAGAACCGCAAAUGAGUGCGCCUAUUCAGAGUGUUUCGUUCCACCAUCAUAGCCACAGCAUGAGCAGGCAGUCUCUUUCUGCCGAGUCUUUCACCGGAAACGCGAGCUUCGCAGACGACAGCCAGAUGCUGGAUCGGGAUGUCAACGACGACGGCGACUCGUUUCAUGGAAUGCCCGCGCCUAAGUCUGGCCCGCGUUCCAAUGCCAACAAUGAAAUUGAGAUGCGGCAAUUAUUCAAUUCCAACAAGCACCGUACUCUCGAGGAGGUAGCCCAAGAACUGCUCGGCAAUGACCGCGGCCCGAACUCUGAGAGGGCGCGCCAGGUUUUUGCUAUGCUUUGGAUAAGCAAGGUUUGCUCAACCGGCAAGGGAUCGGUACCCAGAGGGCGAGUAUAUGCCAACUAUGCCAACCGAUGCGCCACCGAGAGGAUCACCGUGUUGAACCCUGCUAGCUUCGGGAAGCUGGUGCGGGUGCUCUUCCCGGGGCUGAAGACACGGCGGUUGGGCGUUCGUGGAGAAUCGAAAUAUCAUUACGUGAAUUUCCAGUUAAAGGAAGAGCAGCCAGAUGUUGGGGAUAGCCCAAGUCAAGCGGCCGCACCCUUGGGAGAAAAUCCUUCUUUGUCGCAAAACUUCAACGCCCUUCCCGCCCCCUCUGCCUCCAUGCGAUCUGAGAGGACUCCUCUCUCUGUGCCUCCAACCACACACCAAGCGGAUUCGAGAGCCAUGCGGUCGAACGAAUUCCACCACAGUGUCUACAACCAACCACAGGUAGCCAGCUUCGAUCAGUUGCAGUCGACGAUGGGCAAGACACCCCAGCAGCUUCGCUUUUCAACCGACAUUGGGGAGACGUUUAAGCAGUCAGACCCAAUCAUCCUCCCCCGGAUCGAAUCUUACCUUCCUUCCGGCACGGACCCCGAUGCGGCCAAGUCCCUCGUGGCUCUUUAUCGCUCCUUCUGCACGUCUCUGGUCGAAUGUAUCCGGUAUUGCAAGGAAAAGUCGUUCUUCCACCUGUUUACGUCUUUUCAGGGCACCCUCACCAUGCCGGUACAGAAGCUGUUCUCCAACCCGGCCAUUGCCUCCUGGAUCGAGGAAUGCGAUUUUAUACUGUACCAGCGUAUGAUGCGCAUUGUCUCGGGCCUGACGCUCCAGGUCGUGCCUAAGCCCGUGUUGGACACGCUUCGCAACAUCUCGGAGCGACUGGUGCCCCAUAUUCGGGAUUCAUUCCACGGGCAGCCUCACCACGUUAUCAGGGCGAAAGAGGCGCCAGCCACCAUCUUCGCUUCAUUGCUCGACAGAGCGUUGCGGGUCAACCUGACAGCGCACGCCGCUGCUAACAUGCUCUCCAACCCAGCGAACCGCGACCUGAUGUACAUGGAGUGGAUCUCCAUGAUCAAUGUGCGGAAACUUGCCGAGAGUAUCCCAACCCGGGGCAUGGACGAUGUCGUGCAUCUUCUGCUCAACGAGAUGCGGGAUUUGCUCAAUCCUGUCAACGUGCCGUGGGAGGUAGAGUGUUUGACGGUACAGGGUGAAAUCGCCGUGCGGAACGGCAAGCCACCACAGGAGGACACUACUGAUGAAAGCGAUUCGUCUAACGUGCUGGAUCGCUGGGUCAAUUUGCUGCGGUCUCUCCCCAGCAGGUUUCCCUAUGCCUCGGAUACGGACCUCGUCUGGUGUGUCCAGAGGCUAAGCACGGCGCUGAUGAGGGACCUGACGAUCGGACAAGGAAAAAGCUUCGGGUCGUGGUGGGUUACCAAAUGCUGGGUGGACGAGAUGAUUCAGUUCAUGGCGGAGCAAGGCGGCUUCAUGCAGCAAAAGUCAGCCAGCAACAACCCUGCCGUCCCAAAGCGUCAGUCAGCGAACCGAGAAUUGAGUCAGCAGGGAUCGCGGUACAGCAGCGCCAGCGACGACUUCAACAUGGCGCGCAUGCCGGAGCCACAGCCGGAUCGCGCGCCGUUUCCGUCGGGCCCCGCGGCCAACACGCAGCAAGCGACGCAUGAUGAUAGUGGGAUCGGUAUCAGGACGCCGGACGAGGAGUUGCCAGGCGAGAAGUUCAGCCUCACUCCCGCAACUACGCAAGACCUGUUUGCCGGCACAGAGCUGCAGGAUGAGCUAGGUGAUAUCUAAAUUGUCUCUGCCCCGGACGCGGUCGUGUUAAGGAGGUUUCUAUGAUUGUGUUUUAUUAGGCAUGGAGUUAUGGCGGCAGACAGCGUUGAUGUCACUGUCACGAUGGGACGAUUGGGAUGACAGAGCUAGCGGGUAUCAUUGCUUUUGACUAGCAGGGCUACGGGGGUUGGAUAUGUCGACUUAUGUUGUCAAUCAUGUAGGAUGUCUCCUGUGAAAGAAAUGGUUUGGCUGCGUUUGUUGGAUGGUUUGGCCAGCAACUUUGGCCGCGCAUACACUGGGGUUAGGCGCAGGCAGGAGGAUACUGUACUUUGGCAGCGAUAUCUUUAUUGACCUUAACUGCGGAUGGCAUGUCAAGACAACCCCUGAAUCCGAGGCAGUUGUGUCAGUUAUGUAUGAGAGAUCUUGUAGUUACCAGUUAGG
Messenger RNA from Parathielavia appendiculata, 3040 nucleotides. RefSeq lists its product as uncharacterized. The transcript has 4 exons. Bases 224 to 2620 code for a protein of 798 amino acids. The record is from RefSeq and is a predicted model, not a curated record. NCBI's taxonomy places the organism in Eukaryota, Fungi, Ascomycota, Sordariomycetes, Sordariales, Chaetomiaceae. Gene Ontology annotation, biological process: regulation of transcription by RNA polymerase II. Gene Ontology annotation, molecular function: RNA polymerase II cis-regulatory region sequence-specific DNA binding; DNA-binding transcription factor activity, RNA polymerase II-specific.